Messenger RNA from Nymphaea colorata (pocket water lily), 11422 nucleotides. RefSeq names its product UMP-CMP kinase-like. Gene Ontology annotation, cellular component: cytoplasm; nucleus. The transcript is spliced from 8 exons. The record is from RefSeq and is a predicted model, not a curated record. Gene Ontology annotation, biological process: UDP biosynthetic process; CDP biosynthetic process; 'de novo' pyrimidine nucleobase biosynthetic process. NCBI's taxonomy places the organism in Eukaryota, Viridiplantae, Streptophyta, Magnoliopsida, Nymphaeales, Nymphaeaceae. Bases 9863 to 10582 code for a protein of 239 amino acids. Gene Ontology annotation, molecular function: UMP kinase activity; ATP binding.
CCCCAAACUUUACUGAAGGAUUCAUGUACAUACAUAGCAUUUAAUUUUCAACAAAGUAGUAAAUAAAUUUGCUCUCAACAUAAGUUCAUAAGUAUAAAAUUGAAAGUAAAUGCCCUUUAAAAAUGAUCUCUAACCCAAGCCAAAUGGAUGUGAAAAUCCAUGCAACGUUGAGAGUCACGUUCAUGGAAAUGUCUUCGUCCAAGCCCAAGUCUCUCCGCCACCUGCAAACACCCAAAACAAUGGAAUCAUGGUUUAGCCACAAAGAUGCAAACCAGCAACAAUUUUAAACAUAAGACAUUAAUCAAUGGUGGAUUGUACCCGGAGAACUCCCUGAGCGUCUUCUUUGCACCAUGUUGAAGUCCAACCUAGCCAAAUCAUGAUGCACUUGCAAUCUGAAGUCCGUUCUCUCGAAUUUUUCAAUAUUAUCAUCAAACUUCACCCUACCAAACCUUCUCUGAAAUGAAAUGAAAUCUGCCGCCGUAACUGUUCCAUUCUGGCAGAUUUCAUUUCAGUACCAUCAAUACGUUUGCAAUUUCACGAAGCCUGCCGUACUGAAAAAUCUCAAAAGCAAUCUCAAAAGGAGAUCGGCGUACCGUUUUUUCGUAGAGGUAUUUGCAGGGUCGUCUCCUUUUCCCGCCGGCCGUCCUUCUGUAGAGCUCUCAACUCUCAGUCUAAGUUAAUAGGUUCAAUUACUUAAAGUUAUAGUAUUACGUAACAUAACAUUCUUCCUUUUUACAUAAAUAGAAUGUCUUUAACUUAAGAAUUUAUGAUACUUGUUCGCCACUCAAAAACUGUUCUUUUAGAACACCAUUUUACCUACACCAUUUUACGUUAGCGAGAAUGACAAUUGCCACAUUUUAACCCCUGUUGAUAGACGAAUAUGAAGAAGGAGCAAGCGCCGCUUAGCUCGGCGUAAGCUAUGACUUCUAACAAGAUCAAUAAAUUCGGUUUCAGCUUCUUCAGCUCACUAACCAGCUUCCAGCAACACUACCGCAAGGUCUCCUCCAACAAGAACAGGGCAGUCACCAGAAUAUGAAAAGAUUAAGCAUAAAAAUUUCUUAGGUGGAGAAGCAUCACUAGAACAUAUGUAAAACCGCAUCAGUAAAAAGUGAAUGGGGUGAGGCAAGCGCCGUUAAACGCCGGUGUAAGGGCGCUGCCAAGGCAGCUCCUGCUCCUCGCUCCUCCUCUGCAACAGCUAGCAGCGGGCAGGCAUGCUGCCAAGGCAGCUCCUGCUCCUCGCUCCUCCUCUGCAACAGCUAGCAGCCGACAGAAAAUGCCUCUGCAUGACAACAAGAACUCAAACCAAGAAUAAUAUCAGCAAAUCAAAGGAAAAGUGGCUGAAAUCGUACCGGAUGUUCAGGUGAUAGUGUGACAAAAUGGCGCGCAAGCAAGGAUCCCCCUUGCAAGUCUGGUUCCAGCAACGGUCAGGAUAGCGCUCCACUCGCGGAUUUUUAGAAAAUCACAGAGCCUUCCAAAAUUCCUCAAAUUUGGUCAGGAGGUAGCUGUCACCCUUGGGAGUGGAUGCCCAAAGUCCCAGCUCCAGGAUAACUCCACACGAAAAUAGCGUGAAGACUCCAACUCCAGCUGCGUCCCAGCACAGCAACACUCACUUUCUCUAUCAGCCGCUCCAGGGACCUUUGCUCAUUCAAAAUCGAUAACUUCUUGUAGAUUGGUUCAAAAUUCAUGAAACUUUGACCAAAAAAUAGAAGACAUCUGUAGGAAUCCAACGCCUCCAAGCUUGUUGUCACGGUCAUUCCCAAUCAAAAACUCGUUAAGCCCAGAGUGACACCUUCUCUGUUCAACCGCAGCUUGUACUCAGUUCCAGGAAUCAGCUCAGAGUAGUCGGCACUCAAAAAUUCUCUGCGCCCUGCUGUCUGCACCAAAAAUUCUGAAAUUUGGUGGGCAGAAAGGCAAGAGGAAGACGAUUUCAACGGAUAUCUUCUCGACCCAAAUGGCUGCCUGAGAAAGCAGCGCCGGUGCUUCAAAGUUGAUGAAGUUUCUGGUUUUUCUGCCGACUGAGAAAGGAAGAACAGUGAAGAAUCAGGUGGUCUCCCGACCGGACACCUGCUGUAAAUACAGGGACACGACGACACGUUGUCGCACCCAUUGUAAAUAACCCGACGCGUGUGAAGCGGGACUCGUCGAUAUUGACGACGCGUGUGGAGCGAGAGUCUUGGCGGGAUUCGACGAGCAUCGAGAACGCGGUGGCACGCGACUCCAUGGGACGCGCGAAUCUCGGCGACCUGAGGCUAUUUCGGACACGUUGCACAGGAUUCUGCUGGAGACCGAAGAACAUGGCGCCGGUUUCUUCGAAUGUCGCCGAAGUUCUUCUUCGACGCCGGAAAAACGCCCCAGUGAACUUCAAAAUUCGAUUAUGAUCUCGUUUGUUGGCCAAAUCAGGCAUUCGUGGGCCCGAUUUCCUCGGGAAUUCGUCAGGAAUCUUCUGGUUUGAUCAUCAACACGUUUUGGAUUAAUGAUUUGACGGAUUCGAUGCCGAAAUGAUCAAUGGUCGCAGGAAAAUGGGAAAGAACAGCGUCUGUUAAACCGCAUCUCUUCAAAAAUCGAUUCCUCGCAAACCACAGCCUGAAAAAUUCUGAAAAUUUUUUGGAAGGUGCUUGAGACGUACUUGAAUCCAAUGAUCUACUGCUCGACCGGUGAAACCUUCCAGAAAAUCAGCGCCGAUAACUUGGAGAAGCCAAUGUAUGUCGUCUCCAACUUCGAUUCGCCGCCAUGAGCAUCCGCUCUGAUACCAACUGAAGGAACCCCACCUCCGAGUGCUGCCGAAGGCGGCCGAGGUGCGGUCACUAACCCAAGAUCACGCUCAUCAAUGGGGCGUAAUGGAUUGAAGGGAGCUGGUUAUGUGGAAGAGGCUCGUUGAAGGAGUAGAAUCGCAGGCUUCUCUCGUUUCUCCAUUGUGAACAAAGGGCAACUUCGCAGAUCUCCAGAAUCACGCUCGCAACUCCGUUCAUGCGAUCUAUAGCUCGUUGGAACCGCGUGUAAGUUAGGAAUCCAAUGAGCCCUUUCUCACCUCUAUCCAACACAGGAGGCCGAAGUUAUGCUCUGCUGAUCAGACAGAUGUCCUCUGGUGUAGCAGUGGCAAUGUCGCAGAAAAGGGGCAACGUGGAUCAUCUACAGCACUGCUCGGAUCCACUCGCCCUGGGGUUCGUUGGAACCGUAGAUGAGUCAGGAAGACGAUGGGCUAAUCUGUGCAGCGAUCCGACACCGGAAUAGGUAUCUAUAGCUCUGAGAGCAGAGUUUUGUCCGGUGGUGAUAGAGAACGCAGUUCCCUAUUGCGGAUGAACUGUGAUCGACGAACCAAGAGGGUAAAAUGGAUGGGAUUUGGAGAUAGAGCACUGGGGAAUGAUGGCGACUGCAGUGGAAUAGAUCGUCGCCGAAAUACGCUGGAGGUGUAGGCGGAAGGCAAUGGAACAGUGAAUGGAAGGGCUGGCCUACGUUCUGCGGAAGAAGAGGGACAGGCAAUCAAAUUAGGUCCAGCCGGGGGUAUCUCCUCCGGCAAACUCCCCGGUAAGAGUUCACCCAAAGGGUAGGGUCAUGAAGUGUUCUAAGGACAGAGAUCACCGGAAACGCACCACGUUGCUGGAGAACAAAGCCCUAUCUGCCGAUGAAGAAAACAGCCAUCGCACCCACGUGGCUGCUCCAAUCAUCGGAUUUGCAAAGUUUUCUUCUAAGAAAAAGAUGGAAUACCAUGGUGGCCAUUUGAUCAAACUCGCCAGGCAAUUUGGGUGCCGGAAACCCUUCUGGAAAUUGCGUCAGAACAUGAAGAAGGAGAAGAAGAGAGACUCGGUUUGAUAUGCUUAUAGAAUCGGGUCGGUGCCCAAAAACCCGCUCGAAUCCAUUAAGAAACUCGGUUCAGCGGUAGACUCAGCAAAAGUGGAUCUGGGUCCCUCCAAGCCCCACAAAACGAUCCACAGUCCCAAUCAGAAUUCUUUUACCGCUUGGUCGGGGUUAUAGACUCGCGGAUCCAACCCUCUGGUACAAUCCGAACCCGUAUCCGGUACCCAACACCCGCCGUGUCCCGCUGGAGCUCUCUCGGCGUGUCUCGCUUUACCGAGGCGCGUGUCUCACCUCGGCUCUCCAUUGCGUCCCGUGCGUGUCUCUAAUCUCGCGUCCCUUCCUGAUCGGCGUAUCCCUCCAUACAUCCUUAUGUGUCCCGUUUCUGAUCUCGCCAGAAGUGUCCGGGUUGUAUCCCACUCAAAUGUCCUCAGUAUCUUGGCGUGUUCCACAUCACCUGAUGUCGGGUCCCGUCCUGCCUGGUGGUGUCGAGACACGCUCCAAAGCCUACCGGUUCCUCUUGUGGUCGCGUGCAACCUCAGCGUCUUCGGUUGGGAUGGAGUUACCCUCCCUAUGCCAAACAGGGCACCCUUCAGCAGAUGCCCCGACCGUGGUGUCUCCUUACAGCUUCUCCAAAACCCUCUCGAGUAACCUCCCUUACAGGCGGGUGGUCUUCCAGAAAUAAUAGAAUGGCAUCCUCUACCUCGGCUUAGUGCUAGAUAACCUCCCUUAAUCGAGUCGAAGCUAAUUUCGCCUAUGGCCUGCCUUGCCAUCGAGAUGCCCUGGUUGUGCUUACCCACCCUAAUUGUUUCUAUUGUCACAAAAGACAUGUACGGGUAUAAUACGGCAAGAAAAAAAAACAAGUAUAAUACAGCGAAGAAAAAAAUCUUGAAAAUAAAAUAGGAAAAAGACCGCGAAUCACGUAUCAUGGCAAAAUGUAUAUAUUACAUUUUGUUUGAAACAUUUUUUAACAUGAACUUAACAUGACUUACAAAUAUACACAAUUUUCUUGAAAUGUGAGGAUAAGAAAAUUCAAAUGCCUAUUUAUCAGGCCAUUACUUAUGCGAUGCUUUCAGAAAAACAAACUGCCACAAUACUAAAAAAUUGUUUUUCCUGAUUGACAAAACACAAAUAAGGUCAUCCAGCAGGGAAUGCAAAUUUAAAAGCGCUAACAUAGAAAGUACCAACAAGAUAAAAUACACAAGUAAAAAGACUAACCAAUUGAAAAUACAAAGCCACAAUGAUGAAGGGCCAAAACAAUUUCUGCAAUAGCCAACGUAGCAUCAUGCCGCAAACACAGAUCGAUUCGCCGCCAUGAGCAUCCGCUCUGAUACCAACUGAAGGAACCCCACCUCCGAGUGCUGCCGAAGGCGGCCGAGGUGCGGUCACUAACCCAAGAUCACGCUCAUCAAUGGGGCGUAAUGGAUUGAAGGGAGCUGGUUAUGUGGAAGAGGCUCGUUGAAGGAGUAGAAUCGCAGGCUUCUCUUGUUUCUCCACUGUGAACGAAGGGCGACUUUGCAGAUCUCCAAAAUCACGCUCGCAACUCCGUUUGAUGCGAUCUAUAGCUCGUUGGAACCGUGUGUAAGUGAGGAAUCCAAUAAGCCCUUUCUCACCUCUAUCCAACACCAGGGGCCGAAGUUAUGCUCUGCUGAUCAGACAGAUGUCCUCUGGUGUAGCAGUGGCAGUGUCGCGGAAAAGGGGCAACGUGGAUCAUCUACAGAUUUCGCGUCGCUGCUCGGAUCCACUGGCCUUAGGGUUCGUUGGAACCGUAGAUGAGUCAGGAAGACGAUGGGCAAUCCGUGCAGCGAUCCGACACCGGAAUAGGGAGCUAUGGCUCUGAGAGCAGAGUUCUGUCCGGUGGUGAUAGAGAACGCAGUUCCCUAUUGCAUAUGAACUGUGAUCGACGAACCAAGGGGCUAAAAUGGAUGGGAUUUGAAGAUAGAGCACUAGGGAAUGAUGGCGACUGCAGUGGAAUAGAUCGUCGCACGCUGGAGGUGUAGGCGGAAGGCAAUGGAACAGUGAAUGGAAAGGGGUUGGCCUGCGUUCUUUGGAAGAAGAGGGAUAGGCAAUGAAAUUAAGUCCAGGAGGGGGUAUCUCUGCCGGCAAACUCCCCGGUAAGAGUUUACCCAAAGGGUAGGGUCGUGAAGUGUUCUGAGGACAGAGAUCUCUGGAAACCCACCACGUUGCCGGAGAACAAAGCCCCAUCUGCCAAUGAAGAAAACAGCCAUCGCACCCAUGCGGCUGCUCCAAUCGUCGGAUUUGCAUAGUUUUGUCGGAUUUGCAUAGUUUUCUUCUAAGAAAAAGAUGGAAUACCAUGGUGGCCAUUUGAUCAAACUCGCCGGCAACUUGGGUGCUGGAAACCUUUCUGGAAAUUGUUUCAGAACAUGAAGAAGGAGAAGAAGAGAGACUCGGUUUGAUACGCUUAUAGAAUCGGGUCGGUGCCCAAAAACCCGCCCGAGUCCAUGAAGAAACUCGGUUCAGCGGUAGACUCAGCAAAAGUGGAUCUGGGUCCCUCCAAGCCCCACAAAACGAUCUACAGUCCUAAUCGGAAUUCUUUUACCGCUUGGUCGGGGUUACAAACUCGCGGAUCCAACCCUCUGGUACAAUCCAGACCCGUAUCCGAUACCCAACACCCUCCGCAUCCCGCUAGAGUGUCGCUAGUCUCUCGGCGUGUCUCGCUUUACCGAGGCACGUGUCUCGCCUCGGCUCUCCAUUGUGUCCUGUGCGUGUCUCUAAUCUCGCGUCCCUUCCUGAUCGGCGUAUCCCUCCAUACAUCCUUACGUGUCCCGUUUCUGAUCUCGCCAGAAGUGUCCUGGCUGUGUCCCACUCAAGUGUCCUCAGUAUCUUGGUGUGUUCCGCAUCACCUGAUGCCGGGUCCCGACCUGCCUGGUGGUGUCGCGACACGCUCCAAAUCCUACCGGUUCCUCCUGUGGUCGCGUGCAACCUCAGCGUCUUCGGCUGGGAUGGAGUUACCCUCCCUAUGCCAAACAUGGCACCCUUCAGCAGAUGCCCCGACUGUGGUGUCUCCUUACAGCUUCUCCAAAACCCUCUCGAGUAACCUCCCUUACAGGUGGGUGGUCUUCUAGAAAUAAUGGAAUGGCAUCCUCUACUCGGCUUAGUGCUAGAUAACCUCUCUUAAUCGAGUCGAGGCUAAUUUCGCCUAUGGCCUGCCUUGCCAUCGAGAUGCCCUGGUUGUGCUUACCCACCCUAGUUGUUUUUAUUGUCACAAAAGACAUGUACGGGUAUAAUACGGCGAGAAAAAAAAUAGGUAUAAUACGACGAAGAAAACAAUCUUGGAAAUAAAAUGGGAAAAAGACCGCAAAUUUUUAAAAAAUAAAUAAAUAAAUCCUAACAAUUAUAUAAAAAUAAAAUAAAUGAGAAAUUAAAAAAACAUUGGAAAAUGGCUAAAUAGGCAACAAAUUUUAGGUACACCUCUAAAACAAUUUGCCAACUUAAAAAUUCAGAGAAAUAAAGUUAAUAAACUCUUCCCCUCGCAACGUGAACUCCAGCAAGAGGCAGGAAUAAACUAUAAACAGAGAGAUUUUCCCGCUGGCAUUUCGGGAGACCAAGGAGAGGAUGGCGGGAAGUUAACCCCAAUUUUCUUUUAAAAAGACGUUUUUGCCAUUAAAAUGAGCGUCCAAGUUUAAAAAAACCAAUUCUUUUACAAAUAUUACACGCAUGCCAUUUUAAAAAAAACUCACUGUGUGCCUUUAAAAAAACAUGGAAGACGCGUAUAAUACACAUUUUAUACGCAUCUUUUAUUUUUUACCAUUUUUUUUAAAACGCGUUAUAUUCCCGUUUUAUAUGGAAAUGUCGUUUUUAACGUAUAAUAGGCGUUUUUUUUUAAAUAACGCCGCCUGUAAUGGGAAGUGGAACUUGCAAUCAGAGUCGCGGUAAUAUAGGGUUAGGCAACGCUCAUAUCUACAAAUCAACUAAAAAUGAAUAUACAGUCAUAGAAAAGGAAGUGCCCAUGAUCUUAUUUACUACCAAAUCCCUAGCUGCUUUUUGAAAUGGAGGACUUUGGAAAACUAUUACUGAUCGCAUUAUUAAUAACAUUCAGUUUUUUUCUUUUUUCCCGAAAGUAAAGAAUAUCAAGCCAAGCAUGUACCAAAUGCGGAGCUUCUUAAGUUAUCAGCAAGACAUUGGUCGUUACAUUUAUGCCUCCACAAUUUUGGCGACUAAUUAUCUUUUUAGGUUUUCUUGCUAACUCUAAUCAUACGUGGACUUGGAAGGUCUAGAAGGAAAAAAAAGACCCACAGAAGUGCUGUCUGUGGGUGAUCGAUCAACGAUCAGUUAUCCGUUUCUUCAUUGAUUGGAUUGAAUUGUCUAAGAUUUUAAAUUUUAUAUUUGAAUAAGCAAACGGUUCCUGUUUUGACCGUGGACCGUUGUUACAUAUAUUGGUUUUAAAAAAAGGUGUUUAAUUAAGAAAACUAGUUUUGUGAUCUAAACUAAGGGCGUGUUUGGCUGAUACAUGGGACACAGAGGCUUUUGUACAUAACCCGUAAGGGGGAGAAGUUAUUUGAUCUCUUUCCAAAAAGAGGAUUUGUCAAAGUUAAGUUUUUCGGAACCAAUUUUCAUGUCACCCAAACACUUCAAAAAAAAAAAAAAGUAAAGCUACUUUUAGGACAUGGAUGGUUAUAUGGUACACCAUUCAACUUGAGUGCCAUGAAAAUCACUUUUUUUAGUAUAGAGGAGUCACAUUCAUGUGAAUCAAACUGAGGAUGCAUCAGCUCCGCGUCCCUCAAGAUGACUAGUUAUGCUAUGUCCCUCGUAUCACAACGUGUAAAAGAGUAUAUCAUGUAAUAUGAAAUCUGAACAUGGUAUAAAACUACUAAAUUUUUUGGUAUUUCGUAGAACAUUUAUAUAUAAAUUCACAGUGUGUACUAAUGCUAUAACAAUGCAUACAUACUACGCCUAUGACAAUGCCAACUCAGUAUACCGCAUUUAUCCAUAAAUCUGUAACGUCGUGUACACUAUUGUAACUUAAAAUAUAGAAGAGCUAUAAGAAUAUGUCCUUCACAUUAGACACACAUCGUCCCACGCCAUUGUACUAAACUUUUUAAUUCAAUAAUUCAUGUCUACAGUGCUAUAAUUUUCAAUAUUUCAUAACUUUUUAACACUUAAGAGCUGUUUUACUUCUAACCUACGUAGAGCAAACGAACACUUGAUUUCACCGGUGUAUAAAAAUGACAAUUUGAAAUUGUCCAUACGUAAAGCAGGGUGUUCACGAGCCAAGCUGGGCCAACUUGAGCUCAGUUUUAGUCUUAAAACCCAUAGGUCGAACUCGAGUUGGCAAGCUCGACUCAGCUUGAUUAAGUUUGAGCUGAGAUGAGGGAACUCGAAUUCCAUAGCCUUGAACCAGGCAAAAGGAAGCCUAUUGGAGUAACUUUUUUUUGUUUUUUUGUGAUAGUAAGGGAAACAAAUUUUUGUAUAUUUCUCUACUAUGCAUUUUAUCAAACUUCUCCAACUCGACUCGUUCAUUCAUUAACUUGAAUUCGUCUAGUUUCAUAGACUCUCUCUUGAGUUGAGUUUAAGCAUACAAAUUUGAGUUUGAAUCCGAGUUAACUCGACUUGUUGAACAACCUACAUGAUCUGAGGUCCGGUGAAAGGAGUCAGACCUCACAUUAUCGGCGGUGAUUCUUUUUGGUGAUGUCGCAAAUCUCCUCAAUCUCACAUGCAAGGAGCACAAACGCCCCCAGUUACUUGCUUGGCACUUGCAACCAGAAAGCUUACGGGCCAGCGAUCCCGUGGCCGAUUAAAGCGUUCCGAUCAAAUUAAUUCACCCGCCCCCGCGCCCGGACGGAAGAGAGAAAGAGAGAGAGAGAGAGAGAGAGAGUGUUGAACGACCCUAGGAGAUCAAGAAAAGCCAACCCAGCACUCCCCAUCUGGAGGAGAAGGAGCGAAUCCACGUAGUUCAUCGGUGGGGGGUCGUUGCGUCGACGCCAUCGACCCGUUUCCGCUUCCGACGCAACGACUCAGGCUGCAGAUGAGGGAAGACGGGCCUCUCAUGCGAUGAGCAGAGCACCGCAAAGACGACGACAACGCGCAGCUCAAUAUCAUUGGUGAGAACAUGUGGAGGAGAGCAACCAUCUCCUCUCUCCUCCUUUUGCCUUCUCGUGCCAUCGCCUCUUCACCCAAGGAUCCAACUGCGUGGAAUUUUGUGGAGGUCUGCAGAACGAAAGCUUCUUUACUGGAUAAAGAUGCUGUUUCUGAGAAAGAACUACAUAUUGCUUUUGUUUUAGGGGGUCCUGGCAGUGGAAAGGGCACACAGUGUGCAAAAAUUGUGGAAGCUUUUGGUUUUACACAUCUAAGUGCAGGAGAACUACUGAGGAGAAAUAUUUAUUCUAAUUCCAAAAAAGGGGAAAUGAUACGUGAUACGAUUAAGGAGGGAAAGAUUGUUCCAUCAGACAUUACUGUGUCCUUGAUAAAAAAAGGAAUUAAAGCAAGUGAGAAUGAUAAAUUUCUUAUUGAUGGUUUUCCUCGAAGUGAGGACAAUCGUGUUGCAUUUGAACAUAUCAUUGGUGCAGAACCAGAACUUGUUCUUUUCCUGGAGUGCCCUGAAGAAGAGAUGAUAAGACGGGUGCUUAACCGUAAUCAGGGACGUAUAGAUGACAACAUAGAGACCAUAGAGAAACGCCUCAAGGUCUUCAACAAGUUGAACUUUCCCGUCAUCAACUACUAUGAUGCAAAAGGGAAACUUCGAAAGCUCCAUAUAUUCUCUUCAGAGCGCAGGAUAAGCUCCAUCAUCGACCAGGAGAUGGAUGUACAAGGUGCCCUGCAGGCAAUAUAGCUUCUCUUCAGAGCGCAGGAUAAGCUGAGCUGCAUCAUGGACCAGAGGAUGGAUGUACAGGGUGCCCUGCAGGUGUCCUUUCACAGAAGGGUUGACAGGCACGAGGUUGGAGAGCAAACUGAGACAUUCGAGAGGACGGACUGCAGAUUGCAAAUGCAACAUGACUUGGGUAGGCUGAACUUCAAUAUGGUGCAGACAAUGCACGAAAGACAGCUCAGGGAGGUCUCUGGGUACGCUUUCAUCUUACUUCUCACUUGUUUUUAUGUUAGUUUAUUUAGAUGUAUUCCACUACCAUUUCUAUGUCCCUCUUUUGUGUGUCCGUUUCUGAUGGCAUCGGAACUCUCCAGGGCCACUGGCAUUCAAUGCUCCUUUCUUUAAAUUAAGUUAAAACUUGAUCGAGUCCGGACCAUGUUGUAAUACAUCAGAGCUUUCCCUCUAUUGAGAAAAAUACGACCCACUGGUCCACAAAAUACAAAAUUCUUUCAAUAUGUGAUGCAAAUUAUAGCAGGUGGUGGAGGGACUUGCGCUUGGGUGAGCACAUUUCCAUGAACUUGACUCUGAACAUUGCGAGGAUCUUGCAAUGCAUUUGGCGAUGGUGCAUUGGAGACGGUGACCGCGGCCAGUGAAGUUGAACCAAGAACGUUAUGCCACUUCAACCCAUCCAAUAGGUUUAAAUAAGGGUUGUUUUUUCAAUUUAUUUAAAAGUGAUGCAAGUCUACGUGCUGCUUAGUUUUGUGUAUCAACAUUAAGUCUAUGAUGCAAGUCUACGUUAUGCAAGUCUAAAAUAAUUUGGAGCCUAAUUGCUUCAGGAUGAAUGCAUGCUCUUGAGAAGCUUCUUAC